CCUGGAGGAAUUUGACAAUACUACAUUACUUAACAGUGAAUUUUGGGGCGGUUUAUCCAAAUUGUCUGAGGCAAAUAUAAUCGAAAUUAUAAGUGAAUUACUGGUAUGUGGAAAAUUUGACAUAAAUAAAACAACGGUACCACCACAAGGCGUUUCUCUACUUUUUCAUGCAAUUGAAAAUAAUAUGAAGCUAUUAGCAGAUUAUCUCAUUCAACAGGGAGCCGAUGUUUCAUUUGUUGGUAGAAGUGGUUUGCUAGGAACUAUCAGUUGUACUUGCCUCUCAGCAAUACAAAUGCCAUCUGUUCUUCCGGAUGUACUGAAAAGAGGUGGAAAUGCUAAUGAUGUGUACGAUAAAAACGGACAGUCAAUUCUGAUGCUGGCAUUUGAAAAUUACGCUGACCGAAGAACGAUCGAAGAACUUGUACGUGCCGGAGCAAAUUUAACCUGGAGAGAUAACUCUGGAAAAACAACCCUUUCCAUGUUAAAAUCACUAGAUCAGUUCUAUGGUGUUUUGGAUGCAGGCGUCCAAGUAAAGUAUAUCGAACAACUAUAUGAAUUUUCUACGUUGGAGUUCAUCUUUACGAGUAAAAAUAUAAUAAAAUAUAGGAGACUCCUCUUAGAGAAAAAAUUCCAUUUGAAGACCAAAGGCGCUAAAAUUGACUGGAAUGGAAUGACUAAGCUCAUUAGCAUUUUACAGCAAGUUGAAGUAUCAAAAGGUUCUACAUGUGAAGCUGCUCAUCAUCUGCUUGACCUUGGAGCUAAGACAGAUAACUUCUUAUCGAGUAUGAUAAUGGCAGCUUCAAAUGAUGAAGAGUGGCUAAACUUAGGAAGAAGAUUGUUAAAGUCCGGUGCUGACCCAAAUGACAAAACGACGAAGGGACAAUCUGCCCUUUCAGUUGCUAUUCAAAGAAAUUUAUAUGCGUUGUCGGAAGAACUAAUUAAAUAUGGUGCUAAUGUUAACUUUACUGAUCGUGGUGGUAAGACACCGUUGGAUUAUGCUUGCGAAUUAGGGAUGACUGACACGGAAUUCAGAUGUUUAAGAAUUCUCCUCAAAUAUCCAGUAAAAUUGAGCAAAAAGAAUAUUUUCGAACACACUUUUGUCCUAGGAAUAACUAGCCUCCGGCAAUAUCUUCUGAACAAAACAAGCACUAAUAGUAAUCAACACAUUCUCACAAUUGGCGUGAAUGGUGUUUUUCAACUUUUCAUCGCUGGGGCAGAUUUAGUAGAUGAACAGCCUGGAUCAUCUACCUUGAAAUGUCUUCGUUACCUUGCAUUUUAUGGAUUAUUUGAAUCAAUAAAAUUUUUAAUGCGCUCUGGUUGGAAAGUAGAUACAGAUAAGAAAUGGAUAAAGGAUUUAGGAAACGAAGAACAUUUUAACUGUGGUUUUAUGGUCGAUGAAACGUGGUAUAUACCUCAAAUUACAGCUGAAAACCGAAAAGCUCUUUUGGCCGCAUUAAACGAAAUUGAGAAAGAACCAACAAAUUUACAAAACUCCUGUAGAAAUGAAAUUCGAAGGCUGCUCUCUUCUCGUGGUCAUAGUAUUUUGCCCCUUAUUGAAGAUUUACCAAUUCCAACAAAACUUAAAUAUUUCAUAAAAUUUGAAGAUUGUGAAAUUCCAAAGGAAGAAGAAGUGGUUGUAAAUGUUAGAAGCCCUGAGGACCUUUUUGGCGAUUAUUGAAUACUCUAAAAAGUAUACCUGUCCGAAUCCAGCGUUGUGUGUACGUAGCAUUUUGUCAUAUUGUUUGAACAAAAUGCUGCAUAAUUCAUUGGAUUUGCUUGUAACAUACUGCUUAAGUCUUCACUCUGCACCUUUGCGUGAACCACUGCAUCGUUUGAAUAUUGUUUAGAUCACGCACUGAAAAAAGAAAACAUUUAAAUUCAAAAAUUAUCUUUAGUAUACAAGAUAUCAUGGACCCCUUUCCAUUGAAAUAUCUUAAAUUUCAUGUAGUAUUUUAAUUCUUGUAAUGCUAUCAGAAAUCAAAUUCCACUGUAUUUUGAUUUGUAAUAUUUCACCCAUUUUUCUUGACGUUUGGGAAAAAAAGCCCGACGCGGAGAAUAUCUUUUUAAAAAAAUCAAAUGAAAUUUUAUCAGUUUUUU
Saccostrea cuccullata (small rock oyster) is the source of this 2097-nucleotide messenger RNA. RefSeq names its product alpha-latrocrustotoxin-Lt1a-like. Gene Ontology annotation, molecular function: protein binding. The coding region runs from base 185 to 1678 and encodes 497 amino acids. The record is from RefSeq and is a predicted model, not a curated record. NCBI's taxonomy places the organism in Eukaryota, Metazoa, Mollusca, Bivalvia, Ostreida, Ostreidae. The transcript has 6 exons.